Teleopsis dalmanni is the source of this 1189-nucleotide messenger RNA. Its product is annotated as elongation of very long chain fatty acids protein AAEL008004. The transcript is spliced from 6 exons. The record is from RefSeq and is a predicted model, not a curated record. Gene Ontology annotation, cellular component: endoplasmic reticulum membrane. The coding region runs from base 66 to 1034 and encodes 322 amino acids. Gene Ontology annotation, molecular function: fatty acid elongase activity. NCBI's taxonomy places the organism in Eukaryota, Metazoa, Arthropoda, Insecta, Diptera, Diopsidae. Gene Ontology annotation, biological process: fatty acid elongation, polyunsaturated fatty acid; very long-chain fatty acid biosynthetic process; fatty acid elongation, monounsaturated fatty acid.
UUCAAAUAUAACGCAACGUAUUUUUAUUAUAAUUUCACACAAAAAAUAAAAACAAGUAAAACAAAAUGAAUAGCAAUAUUACUUCACGUUUUGAUAUGGCUGCUGAGAUUGUCAAUAUUGCAUUUGAUGAAUUCAAAACGCAUCAUAUCACAAGAAAUUAUACUGGAUUAAUACAAAGAUACUAUCAAUUGGUCGAAGAGGACUACGGAGAUCCUCGAUCGAAACGUUUUCCCUUAAUGGAACAUCCUCUGUACACUUUUGGUCUUGUUGGUAUUUAUUUAUCGUGGGUUUUAGUGAUAGGACCAUUUUUCAUGCGCGACAGAAAACCUUUCCAACUACGACGUACCCUCGUUAUCUACAACGCAUUUCAAGUAGCGCUAAGCGCUUACAUGUUCUACGAGCACUUGAUGGCUGGUUGGUUAAAUUAUUAUAACCUGAAAUGUCAACCGGUGGACUAUUCAGAUGGCCCCAUGUCAAAGCGGAUGCUGAACUUAUGCUACAUUUAUUAUCUCUCGAAAUUGACUGAAUUUGCUGACACAGUUUUCUUUGUGCUGCGGAAAAAGUCGUCACAAAUAACUUGGCUGCAUGUCUACCAUCACUCGGUAACACCUUUGGAAACAUGGGUUUUGGUUAAAUUUUUAGCAGGUGGUAAUGCGACAUUCCCCAACUUACUGAACAACUUUGUCCAUGUCUGCAUGUACUUCUAUUACAUGAUGUCGGCGAUGGGUCCAGAAUACGCUAAAUUUUUAUGGUGGAAAAAAUAUAUGACUGAAUUACAAAUUGCCCAAUUUGUACUCUGCAUCGUUCACACCACCCGCGCACUCAUUAGCACACAAUGCCAGUUCUCGAAAUUCAUCUCGGCCCUGCUCUUACUAAACUCUUCCAUUUUCUUCUGCCUCUUCAUGAAUUUCUACAUGCAAAGCUAUAGAAAAGCGAAGGAUCAGAAAGCGUUGGCCGCUGAAAAGUCAAAAAUGAUGGAACUCAAUAACAAUAAUAUUGAUGCCGUAUCUGCCAAUAAGGUCAAAGUUAAUUAAAUACACCAAAUGAAAACGUAAAAACAGGCCAUAUCCUCCUCCUCAGCACAAAAACAAAUACAACAACAGCGUUUGUUGAUUGUACAAAAGACUUCUUACCUGACUUGCAUUAAACCGUAUUCAAUAUAUAAAAUGUACAUAAUUAAGGAUUUCAA